Messenger RNA from Lepisosteus oculatus (spotted gar), 3211 nucleotides. NCBI's taxonomy places the organism in Eukaryota, Metazoa, Chordata, Actinopteri, Semionotiformes, Lepisosteidae. The record is from RefSeq and is a predicted model, not a curated record.
CAAGAAAUCAUUCUGUGCUUUGUAGUGGUGGUAACAAACCAACAGAACAUUGGUUUCUCUGGCUCUGCAGCAGGGACCCUGUCAGCAGCAGGCUGUGGUGGGUACCCAGAAGGCAGGACGCCCUCUGCUGGACACAUCAAGCGGCCAAUGAACGCUUUCAUGGUGUGGGCGAAAGACGAGCGGCGGCGCAUUCUGCAGGCCUUCCCGGAUAUGCACAACUCCAGCAUCAGCAAGAUCCUAGGCUCGCGCUGGAAAGCCAUGUCCAACCAGGAGAAGCAGCCGUACUACGAGGAGCAGGCGCGGCUCAGCCGGCAGCACCUGGAGCGCUACCCGGACUACAAGUACAAGCCGCGGCCCAAGCGCACCUGCAUUGUGGAGGGGCGGCGGCUGCGCGUCGGCGAGUACAAGGCCAUGAUGAAGAGCCGCAGGCAGGAGCAGCGAGGCGGCUACACAGGGAGCCAGUCCGAGCAGCAGCUGCAUCACUAUUCCUCCGCGGAGCCACCGUACCCCAGCCCCCCCGUGUCCCUGAGCAGCCUGCCCAUGCACCCUGCCCUGCUGGAGAGGUACCUACCCCGCACCCUGGAGCCACGCCCCUCUCAGCCCCGCGAGCGGGAGGGGAGAGUCCCUCCGCCACCGCCGCCGGCGGAGAGAUACCCCUACAGCGAGGGGGAGGACAGCAACCCGGGGGAGCGCAGCGAGGGCGAGCUGGUGGUCCUCACUGACUGAGGCCCAGGGGCAGAGCCCUCCUCUGGGAGGCCAGCCAGGAGUCGUCAGUUUUAAUUCUGCCUUUUUUUCUUAAUUCUAAACCUCGAUGACACUCUGGGUUUGAAGGAUCUAUACGUUUUUGAAAUCUUAGGGGCUCAAGGGGUAAAACCCUCUGCUAUUUUUAAAAACGGGGAACAUAAACACAAUGUUUGUGAACAGAAUCCUCCCCUACGCUCUUAAAACACAAAGCAAGUCCCUGUCUCACCGUCAGGAGAGCUUUGCGGAUUUCACUCCGAGACGUGGAUGAACCAAGCUCAGAGCAGAGCAAAGGCGCUAUUAGACCGGCUCUAUUUAUUUGCUUUAUUUAUUUUUUGUAAGGUUUCUACAUGUUUGUGAAUAUAAAGAUCAGAAGCUAAGUUUUCUGAAUUAAGAGCUACAUUCACAAUAUUUCAUUAGAUUACUUCAGAGACUUUCCCGGCGAUUUACCUGAGAAAACACAAAUGGCAACGCAGAAACAUCGGGAAGAUUGUAGAUGAGAGGGGGGUUAUUCAGCUCAUGGGCCAAUUGAUCCAUGGGUCUUGUCAAGCGCUCUUUGAACGUAGCCAAGGUAUCCAAUUUGAAAACAGAACUGGGUAGACUCCUAUAACCCUUUGUAUAGAGAAGCACCUAUUUACUUUCCAUUUGUGUAAUAGUAAUCACACAGACAAUAAUAGCAGUUCUUGUUCCAUAAGUGACAUUGUAGACUAUAAGGUUAAAAGGCCUUAAGAUCAUCCAAGAACUAUGCAUUUUCACAUGGAUUUUCAAAUAAACAUUAAAAUCGUAGUUUAAACACCUAAGGAAAAUGCUUUGGAUCCAGUGUACUAGGAGAAUGUUGCUCUGCCAUCUGUGCAGGUACUACAUUUUCUCCAUACAGCGCGUCACAAUAUGGUGGAGCAGAUCUCGAGGAUUAACACCUUGGAGAUUCUGAAUUUAGAAAGAGAGAAGUCUCAAAUGUCCAUCUUCCCUAGCAAACAUGUAAAGGACUGUGCUGCUACAGCCUUUUCAAUGAAUUAGACAGCUAAUCACCUCGUUUCUACAGGCCUCAUAAUGUUACUAACGCCUUUAAUAUCCAUACAUCUGUAACCUCUUGAAAACAAAAUGACAGCCAUUGAGUAAAGGAGUUCUCCAAGCAGAUCUAGCCACCCUGGCAGACUUAUCUGAAGCACAGUAAGUAAAGGCUUAUGAAAAGAGUGAAGUAUUGGUUAGGGAUUCGGACAUGUUCCAAGUUCAGCUGUUGGACCGUUGAAGAAAGCAUGAGCCAAACAACAAUAAGAAUGAAGCAGAACACAUAACCUUCCAAAUACUACCCCCUGUUUGAACAGGAGACCUUCCGCAGGUGUUUGUGGGUGGGCAAGGGGAAAGGGAUCAGGCUGUAUGUCUUGGGUUUAACUGUACAGAAGUGAGGGUACCGGAAACAAAACUGCCAUGGUGAAGAAGGAAUUCAUGGAUACCAAAACCGGAAGAUGCAAUCAAUCGCAAAACCCUAGCCUUCCUGACAGAAAAAAAGGAACAGGCUUACAAAAAGAGCCUGCAAGAUGCACUGUGUGACAGUCUCCAUUUCAAAAAGCUGUAGGUGUAUAAGUGUGUAUAUAGAAAAACUACAUACUUUCUAUUAAGUCUGCUCUACCACGAGGUUUUGGCAAAAUGUGAAAUAUCUUGAACAGAUGAUACAUGAUCUUAUGGAAGGCAGAUUUUUUUAAACGAAUGGAAAAGUCUCCCAGUUAAUUGUUGAUUUUAUAUAUAUAUACACACAGCCCAGCUUUGAUCAUGCACUUACACGAUGUUUGUAGCUGUAUUAAACAAAACUGUUACAAUGAUUUAUUCUCGCCAAACCAGCACAUGACGAACGUGCCUCUGCUCUGUUAACUGUGUACACGUGCUCGUGUCUGCUUCAGACCCGCGAGUCUGCAAUCAUUAUUCACGGUGUUCAUUACUUAGUUUGCAUACUGAGAUACAUUUUAAUAAAUACGCAAAUAGGUGGGGCAUAACUGAAGCUGAUCAGCGAGGACAUAUACAUGUAUAUUAAACAUGCACAGAUCUCCUUUAAGGUUUGUGUACAUCGAGGUUGUUGGCAGCCUUAUAUACAACUAGAUUUCUUAAAGUCCAAAAUAAAAAUCCAAGUACCUCCGCCAUUGGGUUAAAUUGUAUUUUUCUAAAUCUAUCGUAUAUUUAUUUAAAUUAAGUUUAUUGUAACUUGCUUUGUAUGUAUUCUUUCCAUUCAUCCAUGCUGUACUGUGACGUGUUUUUUGUGUUCGGGGAGAGAACUUGGUUUGCGGUCCUAGAAACUAAACCGCGGUGAACAUCGCCACCUGCUGGUUCGCAUUUUCAACUGCGAAAAGAUGAUAACACGGAGCCCCAUAUUGUCCUUUUCCCGUCAUUUUGUUCAAGUCUGACAGUAGGGCCCCGGGGAAAAAUACUUGGGGGGAGGGGGACUUCUAAUGUUCUUAAUGAUCACUUUUCUAACACU